Molecule: messenger RNA, 3038 nt
Organism: Austrofundulus limnaeus
Lineage: Eukaryota; Metazoa; Chordata; Actinopteri; Cyprinodontiformes; Rivulidae
Product: small conductance calcium-activated potassium channel protein 1-like
Biological process (GO): potassium ion transport
Cellular component (GO): membrane
Molecular function (GO): calmodulin binding; small conductance calcium-activated potassium channel activity
Source: RefSeq, a predicted model, not a curated record
UUGGCUCUUUCCAUUUGGAGGGAGCGCUAUUAUCUUUGGGCCCAUCUGUCACCAGGAUUUAAAUAAAUUCAUGAUGCUGAAUGUCAUUGUUAUGACUUCAGUGCUUAAUAUGCCACGCUGCCCCCGUACAUAUUGUUCGAUUCGGGGUGGCAUAUUUGAUAUUCCAUAAGCUCCUAAGUCAUCUGAAUAAUCUUUAAUACCAAUCUGCUGAAUUCAUAGAUGGGAUUUUGUAUUCUCUUUUGGUGAUUACAUUUGGUUCAAAGGGUUUGUGAAACACACUCCAUUCAUGACAAUAAUAAAUCUAAUUUAAGAUUGCAAAUAAUAAUAACAAUAAUAAAGAAAUGGGUAAAACAGCAUUUCUGCGCUGACUUUGAGACUCAUUUUAGUUUGAGCUUUGGCCCCAGGCCUCCACACAUCCACACACAGACACACACAUAGGCAGGGCAGGAUGACGUCUGCCAAUCCCCGGAAAAAAAAAAUACUCUGACAGAUGACCGAGUCUUUGCCUUUGCAACAUCUGCAACUUAGAGUCUGUGCAGACAUUAAGCCCCUCCAGCUUGAAGGAAGAUGGCCUGACUGUGGGAAAAAACUAUAAAGGGAAGAAAAAAACAGCAAGAACUGAAUACAUGUCUGAAUAUGUUAUGGAUAUCAGUGAAUAUUUACUCAUCUCGUCCUGUUUGGGGAAAGUUUCUAAGCUUCACUUGAACCUAUGGGAGGAGCUCUGUGAUGCUGCGCUUGGAUUGUUAGAAAGUUCACACUCGACUGGAGCGGACAGUGGGAAUAUUUUGAUGUGACCUCAUUGAUUUUUCAGUUAUUUUGCCUUUACAGUUGACCUUUUUUUACGAUGAUGCUUCUGAGCCUUUUUAAGGAGUUUACUUGAAGAUUUUUGGAAUUCAGGCAGAUGUGACCUUCAGGACGAAGAGACCCAGCGCUGAAAUCCUUCAGAUAAAGCUGCUUUUAAUCCUCGUAGUGGACUGUUUUAGACCUGAGCUCACACAUUAAGAAUCCUGUCGACAUGGAACAUUCACCAUCAAUGACCUCAUCGAGGAUCGAUGGAGAUGACGUGGAGGAGCAUCGACCCCUCCUGCCACCAAGACUGGUCGCUCCGUCUCAGGUCUACACGCCGCAGUGUGGGAUCCACCACCCGGUCCAAACGUCCAUCGAUCACACCGUGUGGCUGGACAGAACCCAGGCCCUGGCUACCACGCCUUUAUACAACGGCCACCUUUACGUCGCAGCGACGCCUCGGUCCGCCCGGAGGAGAGAGAAAGUUAAAAGCAAAGAGAAGAAAUGUGAGAAAAGGUCAGGGGAGUGCAGACAAACUCCAGGCCCCAAGGAGCGAACUCACCAGUGCAAAGCCAAAAARGCAGGUUCCAACAGACUCCAGGAGAAGGUCACGUCUUUCACUGACGUGCCCAUUUCUCCCUGCGGAUCCCCCUUUAAGGGCCCUCCUAAUAGACCCAACGUAGACGUCAGGGAUGUUGAUGGGCGYGGGUACCGCAAGUCUGGCAACAUUUCGUUGGAAAUGCACGAUCGCCAGAGUCUGCCCGAGAUCAUCAUCACCAGCAAGGACGACAGCGUCCRGCAACAAAACAAGGCCUCCCAUUARGACCCGCAUCCAGGCGAGGUCAAAGGCCCACUGCCGGGCCUCGAACGCCUCAGCAGAAGCCCCGGACACAGUCCUCAGCUCAGCCCCAAACACAAGGAGGAUCCCCAGAAGGACCCGUACUGGAGGACACACAACAUCGGGUGGCGGCUGGUCCGCAGGAGGGCCCUGUUCCUGAGGAGGCAGAGGCUGAACGACAGCGCCUUGGCUGUGGGGAUAUUCGGCGUCGUCAUGAUGGUGAUGGAGACGGAGCUGUCCUGGAGCAUCUACAGCAAGAGCUCCAUCUACUCCCUCACACUAAAGUCAGUGAUCAGCAUAUCCACAUUCAUCCUGCUCGGCCUCAUCAUGGCGUACCACUGCUGUGAAGUGCAGCUCUACUCUCACGACAUCGGCGCAGAGGACUGGCGAAUCGCCAUGACCACCGACCGUGUCGCUCUGAUUGCCUUGGAGCUGGCCGUGGCCGCCAUCCACCCAUACCCGGUGGGGCUGCAGGCCUACUUCCAGAAGACCGCGGCUCGGACGACGCUCUCGGAGACGGAGCUGGAGAUCAUGCUGGCUCUGCCCAUGUUCCUGCGGCUCUACCUGCUGGGCCGGGCCAUGAUGCUGCACAGCCGCCUCUUCACCGACACCGCCUCCCGCAGCAUCGGAGCGCUGAAUAAGAUCCACUUCAACACACGGUUUGUGGGGAAAACACUGAUGACCACCUACCCCGGGACUGUGUUGAUGAUUUUCAGCGUUUCUCUGUGGAUUGUGGCAGCGUGGGGCUUGCACGUGUGCGAAAGGCAUCACAACUACAGAGACCUGAGCAGCAACUACAUGGAGGCCCUGUGGAUGGUCUCUGUCACCUUCCUGUCCAUCGGCUAUGGAGACGUGGUCCCUCACACCUACUGCGGUCGCAGCAUCUGCCUCCUGACGGGGAUAAUGGGAGCCGGCUGCACGGUCCUGGUUGUGGCCGUGGUUGCCAGGAAGCUGGAGCUAACCAGAGCUGAGAAGCACGUCCAUAACUUCAUGAUGGACUCCCACAUCUCCAAGAGGACUGCGGCGAGUGAAGAUGGAGAAGAGAAUACUUGCGGAUCAGGGCAACACACUUGUAGACCUCUGCAAGAUGCAGAGCCUGAUGUACGACAUACUGGCGGAGGUGCAGGGCUGCAGGGGGGAGCUGGACUCGCACAUCCACAGCCUGGAGAAGCACGUGGAGGAGCUAAGGGAGGGCUUCAGGAGCCUGAUGCCYCUCCUCUCCAGCACCCUGUCCACGCAGAACUCCUCCAUCCGACACCUCCUCAGGGAGAGGGAGGUGAAGACYGAGGGGGCGAGUGUGAGCGGAGCAGACAUGUAGAGCAUCUGGGAGAUGAGCUGAAGCUUCUUGAGGAGCUCAGGAAGUGUUCUCCUGACGGGGGCAGAUCUGAGCAGAACAUGAACGUUUUAUUGAUGU